Molecule: messenger RNA, 1533 nt
Organism: Charadrius vociferus (killdeer)
Lineage: Eukaryota; Metazoa; Chordata; Aves; Charadriiformes; Charadriidae
Gene: STK38L
Product: serine/threonine kinase 38 like
Exons: 14
Coding region: 1-1533 (510 amino acids)
Biological process (GO): peptidyl-serine phosphorylation; intracellular signal transduction
Molecular function (GO): protein serine/threonine kinase activity; ATP binding
Source: RefSeq, a predicted model, not a curated record
AUGGGGACUGUUGUAAAAACUGGAGGGUGUCAGAAAGAUCUGGUCUUGGCAAUAACGUCAAAGAAGAAUCAUCUGCAUGCAAAGUGUCUGAUUUGUUGUAUUUGGCAGGGAAUGUUGCUUCCUUCAGUACAUGUUACCAUGGCGAUGACUGCAGGGACUACAACAUCCUUUCCCAUGAGUAAUCACACCCGGGAGAGAGUGACGGUGGCCAAACUUACACUGGAGAACUUCUACAGCAACCUAAUUAUACAGCACGAAGAGAGAGAAACCAGGCAGAAGAAGCUAGAAGUGGCUAUGGAAGAGGAAGGCCUCGCAGACGAGGAGAAAAAACUGCGCAGGUCACAACACGCUCGCAAAGAAACAGAGUUUCUGCGACUGAAGAGGACUAGACUUGGCCUGGAUGACUUUGAAUCUUUGAAAGUUAUAGGAAGAGGAGCAUUUGGGGAGGUACGCCUUGUUCAGAAGAAGGAUACAGGUCAUAUUUAUGCAAUGAAGAUACUAAGAAAAGCAGAUAUGCUGGAGAAAGAGCAGGUGGCCCAUAUCCGAGCAGAAAGAGAUAUUUUGGUUGAAGCUGAUGGAGCCUGGGUAGUGAAAAUGUUUUACAGCUUUCAGGAUAAAAGAAAUCUUUACCUGAUCAUGGAGUUCUUACCUGGAGGUGACAUGAUGACCUUACUAAUGAAGAAAGACACCUUAUCAGAAGAAGAGACACAGUUUUACAUUUCUGAAACUGUGCUGGCCAUAGAUGCUAUUCACCAGCUGGGAUUCAUCCACAGAGAUAUUAAACCAGAUAACCUUCUGCUGGAUGCUAAGGGUCAUGUAAAACUGUCUGAUUUUGGGCUAUGUACAGGGUUAAAGAAAGCUCACAGGACUGAGUUCUACAGGAACCUUACACACAACCCGCCAAGUGACUUCUCAUUUCAGAAUAUGAACUCAAAGAGAAAAGCAGAAACAUGGAAGAAGAACAGGCGGCAGCUGGCAUAUUCUACUGUUGGAACCCCAGACUAUAUUGCACCAGAAGUAUUUAUGCAGACUGGGUACAACAAGCUGUGUGACUGGUGGUCUUUGGGAGUGAUUAUGUAUGAAAUGCUAAUAGGGUAUCCACCUUUCUGCUCAGAAACGCCACAAGAAACUUAUAGGAAAGUUAUGAACUGGAAAGAAACGUUGGUAUUUCCUCCAGAGGUGCCCAUUUCAGAGAAAGCAAAGGAUUUAAUUCUAAGGUUUUGUAUCGACUCAGAAAAUAGAAUUGGUAGUAAUGGAGUAGAGGAAAUAAAAAGUCAUCCGUUUUUUGAAGGAGUCGACUGGGGACAUAUCAGAGAAAGACCAGCAGCAAUCCCUAUAGAAAUCAAAAGUAUUGAUGAUACUUCCAACUUCGAUGAAUUUCCUGAAUCUGAUAUUUUACAGCCAGUGCCAAACACAACGGAACCUGACUACAAAUCCAAAGACUGGGUUUUCCUCAAUUAUACCUACAAGAGGUUUGAAGGGCUUACGCAGCGUGGCUCAAUCCCCUCCUACAUGAAAGCCGGGAAGUUGUGA